This is a messenger RNA of Larimichthys crocea (large yellow croaker), 2137 nucleotides long. RefSeq names its product BRICHOS domain containing 5 (gene bricd5). NCBI's taxonomy places the organism in Eukaryota, Metazoa, Chordata, Actinopteri, Sciaenidae. Bases 496 to 1194 code for a protein of 232 amino acids. The transcript is spliced from 6 exons. The record is from RefSeq and is a predicted model, not a curated record.
CGGCUGGAUGCCGCAACAGUCAGAACCGCAUAUCACCUCUCACCUGAUGAGAGAGGCUUUCCAAACUGCACCUGCCUCACCUCUUUGUCCAUUGUCAGAGCUGGGGAGGGCGGCCAAUUCCCCCCCUGUAAGUGUAUGUUUGAGUGAGGGUGAAUGGGGGCAGUGGAAAGAUGGAUCAUGUUUGAGAGGUAUAUUAAGUCAUAUUAGGCAGGGAAGAUGGUUUUUUUUUUUGGUUUUUUUUAAAGGAGGAAAUUGCAGGAAGACAAACAUUGAAAAUUGAGUUUGGCAAGAUGUGGAGUUUUGUGUGAAGUGGGUGACUGUUUUGGAAAGGAAACGAUGAGGGCAAAGGAGGAGGAGGAAAUGGGGGGAGGCGGGAGGUCUGCAGGGACAAAGAGAAGCUGGCCAGGUGUACUGAGACUCAGUCAUGACCGCAGCUCCAUGCCGAUAGCUACGACUAGGGAGCAGACUGAGUGAGGAGUCGUCAAGGGACACAGGAUGGUGAGGUGCUGGAAACAUUCAGAUAACCGUUUGGAGGAAGCACAGUGCACGGAUGGGGGCUCUGCUGCGUCCUCCCAGUCCCACUUUCCACACAAGGCAUUCUGGGUCAGCCUCUCAGCCUCUCUGCUCCUGGUCAUUGUUGCCCUCGGCUUGACGGGGCACCUGGGGCUGUCGCAGCCUCACUCCCGGUCUUCACAGAUCGUCCGUAUCACAGUCCCAGAUCAGACUGGAGUUCUGAUCAACCAGUCAGCCGUUGUGGACCAGCAGAAUGACCUGGUGACCUUCUCUGUGACAUCAACAGAAAAUCGGACGUCCACUGUGCUCUUUGAUAUCAAACAUGGUUUGAUAUGUUACAAACCUGUGGACCAGGAGAGCUGCUUCCUGCAAAAGAUGGAGGAGUCUGACUACGACAACGUGCACUCCCUCCUCCAGGAGUCGACACACAAGCAGAGUCAGUUCCAGCUGUCCGGGAAUGAGACCCAGAGGCAGACGGAGUUCCUGGGAGUGCUUGCAGCCAGUCAGGUGGAUGUGUCCACGCUGGAGGAGCCACUCCAGGCUCUGUGUCAGGAGAGGUCUGUCCUCUGGACCAGGAGAGCCGAUGGCCCGGGCAAACAGAGGCUGGUCUACUUCUGCAUCGACAUCUGCUUUCCCAGCAACAUCUGCGUGUCCGUCUGUUUCUACUACCUACCAGAGUGACUGUAUAUUCUUCUUCUUCUCUUCCUCCUCCCAGCAAAAGAUCAGGGAAACAAAGUUGUCUUUUUAGCUCCCUCUUCAAGAAAAAAAAAAAAGUCAGAACAAAAGCCAGCUUUGACUGUUUCCUUUGUGCCAUACAGCCGCCAGUAAACCAGUGAAGCAGCCAACCCUCCCAGUCCAUUUCCAUCCUUCCUGAGAGAGAAGAGAUGGAGACAGGCUGUCAUAGUUAUUGCCAAAGCCCCAUCGUCACUCUGUUCAUGUGUAAUACCCUCUCUGGUGGCACACUUCAGAGAUUACAGAAGAAAGAUCCCCUUUUUUGUAUGUGCCUCUAACUGUUUUUCCUGUAACCCUCUGCUGCAGUGUAAUUAUGUGUAACCAUUUCUGUUGCAAUGAGUGUUUGGAUCUGUCUAAUAAAAAAAGACGUGUACUUUUCGCACAAUUUUCCUUCCUUAGACUGAAAAAAAACUCUUUACUCGUCUUUACUGUGGAAUCACUUUCUGUACAUCAUUUUCUCUUUAAUUUACCAUGUGAUCAUAAAGAAUAGUACAACUUAUCUCUGAAUUAAGAGAAUCUAAUAAAAUAUACACGUCACACACACAAUACAUAAUGUGGUCCUUACGAUUACAAUAAAUUUGAAGUUGAAGGGAUCUCCUGUCGUCCACAGAGUCAUGACGUUAAAAACAAAAAGGUACCUGAUGAAUAUUAUCAUGUACUUUAAUCAGACUUAUACCAGUUUCUAUACUGUUGGUACAGGUGUUUUCCCGUACAAGUGUUUAAACUUGGGGCAAAAUGGUGUGCUGUUCCUUUAAGCUGGCCUUGCUCCGAUGCUGAAUUCCUCCGGCUGGCACAGAGCAUUGUGGACAUCACGGGACAAACAGACGAGAUUCAUCGUAAUGUUCAAACACAAGCCUCCCCUUUUUCCAAGAUGAUCAUUUCUGGGAAUUUU